UGCAGGAAAGUUCAACUACCAACCACCAGUCAUGAAGAUUUUUAGUCAUCUCCUGGUCUACCGAAGAUUCCUGCUCAUUGUCCUCACCCCACUGCUUUUACUUCCACUACCACUUAUCAUCAGAACCAAAGAAGCAGAAUGUGCCUAUACGCUGUUUGUAGUUGCCAUCUUUUGGCUCACAGAGGCUUUGCCACUGGCUGUUUCAGCUUUGCUCCCUGCCUUUAUGUUCCCAUUGUUCGGUAUAAUGGCAUCCAAGGAGGUUGCAUCUGCUUACUUUAAAGACUUCCAUUUGCUGUUAAUUGGAGUGAUUUGUUUGGCAGCAUCAAUAGAAAAAUGGAAUUUCCACAGAAGAGUGGCUUUAAGAAUGGUGAUGCUAGUGGGUGUGAACCCUGCAUGGCUUACUCUGGGUUUCAUGGUUAGCUGUAGCUUCCUGUCUAUGUGGCUCAGCAACACCUCUGCUGCUGCUAUGGUGAUGCCGAUUGUAGAGGCCGUAGCUCAGCAGAUCGUCCGGGCUGAAGCAGAAGUAGAUGCACUGGAGAUGUCUUAUUCUAACGGCUCCACCAACCCAGCACUGGAGCUUGAUGAAAACAUUAUGGAAUGCGAAACCAGUGACUGGAAAGAGAAAACAAAAGAAGCUGAUGGAUAUGACAAUGGUAUGGGUAACACUGUGUGCACAAUUGAAAAUGAAAAUGAAAAAGAAAAAGAAAAGGAAAAGGAAAAGGAAAAGAACCUACCACCUGCUGAAACAGGGAGAAAAAGCAGAGAGGACAAAUACAAUGGGAUUUUCAAAGUGAUGUGCUUAUGUAUUGCUUAUUCUGCUACCAUUGGAGGGUUGACCACAAUCACAGGAACAUCGACUAAUUUGAUUUUUGCUGAGCACUUCAAUACACGUUACCCAGAUUGCCAGUGCAUCAAUUUUGGAUCCUGGUUUAUCCUUUCCAUCCCCAUCACAGUUAUUAUUCUGCUGCUCUCCUGGGUCUGGCUCCAGUGGCUUUUCCUUGGGUUUGAUUUUAAAAGUAUGUUCAAGUGUGGCAAGGAAAAAACAGCUAGAGAACAGGCCUCAGCACAGGUGAUUCAGGAAGAAUACAAGAAACUUGGACCAAUAAGCUACCCAGAAAUAGUUACACUUGUCCUAUUCAUUCUAAUGACCCUGUUGUGGUUUACCAGAGAUCCCGGCUUCAUCCCUGGAUGGUCUUCACUUUUCCCAGAGUACAAAGGCUUUGCUACAGAUUCAACAACUGCCUUAGUGAUUGGCCUCCUCUUCUUUAUUAUUCCAGCAAAAACAUUAUCUAAGACUUCAAAUGGAGAAAACACUGUUUUUGGUUACACUCCACUGAUUACUUGGAAGGAAUUUCAGUCAUGCAUGCCCUGGGAAAUAGCUAUUCUUGUUGGUGGCGGGUUUGCACUGGCAGACGGCUGUGAGGUUUCAAAUCUGUCUGCCUGGGUAGGAAAUAAAUUGACGCCUCUAGGAUCAUUACCCUUGUGGCUGAUUAUCCUGAUAUCAUGCCUUAUUGUCACUUCAGUAACAGAAGUGGCUAGCAAUCCAGCUACCAUCACAAUAUUUUUGCCUAUACUGUCUCCUUUGGCUGAAGCCAUUCAUGUGAACCCACUUCUUAUUUUGAUACCUGCCACUCUGUGUACUUCCUUUGCUUUCCUGCUCCCAGUAGCAAACCCAGCCAACGCCAUUGUAUUUUCAUAUGGUCAUUUAACUAUUAUGGACAUGGUGAAGGCAGGUUUGGGCAUUAACAUCAUCGGAGUUGCUGCAGUUAUGCUUGGAAUUAUGACAUGGAUAGUGCCUAUAUUUGAUCUCUAUACUUAUCCAAGUUGGGCACCAAUCAUUUCUUCGACAAAUAGCACUGGGCUUUAAAAAAAAAAAAAAAGAAAAAAAAAAGAAAGAAAGAAAAAAAAAUCAGGGAAUUUAUUCGGAUUGGUUUUGAUUCUUUUCUUUUCCACUGUCAUGUGGUGAGUUAUUUAGGAUGCUGUUUAUCACCGUGAAAAUAGGGAUUCACACCACUCUAAAUGCCAUAUUUCACAGUCCCAAAGACUGAUGAUCUGGUCUGAGAGUCUAAUCAGGAAGAAUGGUAGACCUUCCAAAUACCAUCAAGUUAGGGCAAGUUUCUAAUCUAGCUCAGCUAGUUUGAGUUUUUAUAUCUUCAUGUUAUGAAGGAACAUCUAUGAAUGUGUAUUGCUGUUAUCACUGGCAGUUUGCCCUAUUCUUAGGGUGGUGGAAUAAUGGUGUUUAGUUUCUCUUGUUUCAAAUAUCUAUUCUUUCUAUUAGCUACAGCGGCAUUUGGGUUUUGCCUAAGAACGUAUUGGUUUUCUGUUUUAUAGAUUCAAACACUGUUUGAAAUGGUGUUGAUUGCAAACAAAACAUUAGGUUGGGGAUUGUCUUGAACAUACAGUUUACAGACUUGUCAAAAAUGGGACAAGGGGGAGAGCAGCAUGGCCACUUACACAGCACUUUAUCUGUUAAGCAUCUUGUAAUCUGGAAGGAGAAUUGUAAUUAUACUUAACCAUAUGUUUAAAGCCUACCUCCUUCCAGGACCUCACUGAAUGAAACAAGUUGUUGAAGUUAUAUGUGUUGUCUAGUGUUGUCCUGGAUAGACAUGCUUUCUGAACUGAUCUAUGUGCAUGGAGGCUAAACUAUCACCAUACUUCUCUGGCAAAUCUAGAGACAUAUCCUCGUGUUAAAUUAAAGCACCAGAUAAAGUGCUGAAGAUUUAACACUCAGUCCCUCAAUCGAGAUUAUAGCGCCUCUUAUCAGGAAGUGCAUGCUCUCUACAGGCUGCAUUAAUGUUAGAAAAACAAGAAGUGCAAUGUAGUCAGAAAGGAAGUCUGCAUUUCAAAGAUAUGUUUAAAUAGAGGUGUUUUAUGUUGCUGUUAUAUGUUUUUCAUAGUAAGAACUACACCAUUCUGCUUUCAACAUAUUGGGAAGACCUGUGGCAAUUUUUAAAGGAAGUUCAGUUGUUAGUCUGAAUCAAAGCUGUGGGUGUUAGCUUAGGGCCACCCCUUCAGGCACCUUUACGGUAGAUGUAAACAUUCAUCUGUCUUUUACAGAUAGUACAAAUUAUCCAUUUUUUUCCUACCCUAGAACAAUCUUAUGUUUUUGGAUUAGAUGGUUUACAUUUAUUUCUGGCGGUGCUUAUUUAGAGUUGAUACAUCAGCCAUGAUUUCUACAAUGCCAGGAUACAGUAUAUAGGAUUUUUAUAGUAUAUAGUUUACUAAUUGCUUAAUAGCUAAUAGCCAGGUCUUAGAUUAUAUUGUACUGUGUCUUCUCAGAAGAAUGUACAGCACAGAAACAAGGAAUCCAUGGUUUAUACAGUGCUUUGACCCUGAAGGCAUAGCUGCCAGGGGGCUCUCACUUUAAGGUUCCUAGGUAUUGCCAGUUGGAUUGUGUUAGUACUUUCAAGAGCAUUCAAGAAUAAUGGAAUUUCAAGAGCAUUCAAGAAUAAUGGAAACAACUGAAGCUCAGUGUGUGGUGCAUAAUUCUCAGCUGCUUUUUUUUUUGGGGGGGGACUUAUUCAUAGGAUCACAGACAAUAUGGUAAGAAAGACCACUGUAUCUGAACUCUUACAUAAUGCAGACCACAGAAUUUCCCUAAACUAAGUCACUUUUUAGCAUCUGACAGAAGAAUAAAGUACCUUAGUGAACAAGAAAUUAUUUCAUGAAGGAUGCACUUUUAAAAGCUAUUUUCACAACAGUUUGCAUAUGCAGUGAAUGAUUUGCAAGGAGAAAAAGUAUUUGUAAAGAAAAGAAAGCCAAAGUCAUUUGUUGUGCCAUAUGUUUUUAUAGCAGUUAUGAAAAUGAAAUGCAGAGUUAUAAAUAAACUGACUUCUGUGACCAGCAUCUUAAUUGUCAUAAUAUGAUAAAUUAGUGACAAAAAUGAAAUGAGCAAGAAUGAGGUUCUUGAUAGAUUGUAUCCUAUAUGUAAACCCAUCAUGAGUAAAUGAGUUGGUAGUAGUGGGAAGGUGGUGUUUCACCAGUGUUUAUUUUUUUCUUGUUUUGCUUAAAGUUUCAGAAAGAGUCAGACACAGUCUCUGAACUGAAGCUGAUAUUACUGCUAAUUUAUUUUUAAAGCUUUUAAGAACCUUUUUAGUUAAAAUGAAGAACUCUGCAGUGCAGAGGCAAAUAUUGAUUGGAAUUCACCCAAAAGGGCUAAAAUGGAGGAAAAAGAGAAGCACAAAAUGCUUGCCUGUCUGGGUGUCCAUUGGGUGGAUUUGGCUUUGACUGUGUGCACAGGGCACCAUGCCCAUUGCAAGCAGAAAAUGUGCUCUUUGUACAUCACUGUUAGAUUCAUUGCUUUGUGCAGAGUGUGCAUAUUGUGGCGAAGGGUCGAAAUGCAUCUGUAAUUAUUUUAAGAGCUGAUUAAUAUAUGAUGAGAACAUUUACUAUUUGUAAGUUGCUGUGUGCAUUAUUUUCAUAUAAAAUGGUGUAUUUUUUUUCUUUUUCUCAGAUAAGUCUAAUUAGACUAGUGUAUUAGUACAUAAGCAAUAUUUAUGACAUACUAUUUAUUUGUGGCCCCAUUCCUGCUGAAUUAAAUAAAGGUUUUGCCAUGUACUUCUGUAGGGUAGAUGUAUCAGGUCAUUGUUCUCCUUUUUUAAGGUUUUGCUACAUUUAGUAUAUUUUUCAUUUAGCUUUCAGAAGACAUGCUUUCAGAUUACCAGAAACUAAGAACAAAACUGUACAAAAGAAGUACAUCGUGGAAAAAGCUUCAGCACUUCUUUUACUAUGCAGAUGAGUUAGAUCAAUCUUGCAGUGUAAAUUCCUUUAUGUACUUUUAAAAUAAAGUAUCUCUGUUUACUUCAUGGGUCUUGCUAGUCUAAGGACAACCAGGCCUAUAGCCUGAUGACUGGCUAAGAAGCAUUCAGCACUGUAGUUAAAGGGUAAAGAGAAGAAAAACGCCUUCUACCCUCAUCCUUAUAGUUUUUAUAGUUAGGCCAAGCCAGUUCUCACAUUAAUUAUAGCAAUCUAAAGACUACUGUAUCUUAUGUAUUGUUGCUGAAAACCUCUGAAAGCUCAUACUGCUAUUACCAGUCCCUUCCUGCCCUCUCUCCCUGUCCUCCUUGGCAGCCAGCAGCAGGAUGCCAACUGCCCGGACAGUGACACCCUGCACCCCAGAGCUCCCCGGUGCUUAGGAGAUUCUCCUGCAGUCAGAUCUGCACAGAUUUCAAAUUGCGUUGCAGCUAUUAAUCACAUAUUCUACCUGAUGGUCUGACACAUCAUUAAGAAUUCCCAAAUGACUACAGCUCAGGAUGAUCAAAAAUAUCAAUGAUUAAUGCUCUGAGAAGUUAUUAGCCUAGCCCUUUGCGUGUGCAAAAGUAACUUAAUGAUUUAUGUUUUUUAAUGCCUAUAUACUGAACUCCUUUCCAGUGCUAUUCAUUGAUACUUUUGCCCUGUGUUCUUGGAAGCUGUUGUAUAUUACUUUACCUGUGUGAUGUUCAGUUCUGAUAUGAUUUUUUUUUACAAUACUAAUUUCCCAAAUGCUAUACAGUAAGGCAUGUAUUUAGUGAUAAUUUAACACAGGAUCUAAAACUCUGGUCUGUUAACAAAGAUUGUCUUUUAAUAAAAAAUGCAUAAGAUUUCUUAAA
Messenger RNA from Dromaius novaehollandiae (emu), 5588 nucleotides. It is a transcript of the gene SLC13A1, whose product is annotated as solute carrier family 13 member 1. The transcript is spliced from 15 exons. The coding region runs from base 32 to 1867 and encodes 611 amino acids. Gene Ontology annotation, molecular function: sodium:sulfate symporter activity. Gene Ontology annotation, cellular component: membrane. NCBI's taxonomy places the organism in Eukaryota, Metazoa, Chordata, Aves, Casuariiformes, Dromaiidae. Gene Ontology annotation, biological process: transmembrane transport. The record is from RefSeq and is a predicted model, not a curated record.